CAAUCUCUUGCCACAAAAUAUGGUCCCAUAAUGUCCUUAAAGCUAGGGCAGGUCCCAGCCAUAGUGGUUUCUUCCCCACAAACUGCAGAACUGUUCCUCAAAACCCAUGACACUGUUUUUGCCAGCAGACCCAAAACCCAAAGUCUCCGAAAUUCUUUCUUAUGGCAGCAAAGGUUUGGCCUUUUCUGAGUACAGUGCAUACUGGCGCAACGCCAGGAAAGUGUGCACUGUGCAGCUUCUGAGUGCCUCAAAGGUUGAGAUGUUUGCUCCUCUGAGGAGAGAGGAGUUGAGAAUGUUGGUGAAGUCACUGAAAAAUUGUGCAGAAUCAGGUGAAGUUGUGGAUCUGAGUAAUUUGCUGGGGGAACUGAUGGAGAACAUAGUGUUCAAAAUAGUGUUGGAACGUGCCAAAGAUGAUAGAUUUGACUUCAAAUUGCUGACUCACGAGGUGAUGAACUUGGCUGGAGCUUUCAAUCUUGCAGAUUACAUGCCCUGGGUAGGGUUGUUUGAUCCUCAGGGAAUAACAAGAAGAUUAAAGAAAGCAGCAAAGUCAUUUGACGAAUUGGUGGAGCAAAUAAUUCAAGAACACGAAAGUAAUCCAUAUAAUGAAGAUAAAAAUUAUAAUAUGGACUUUGUGGACAUUUUGUUGUCACUCAUGCACCAAUAUGAUGACUUUAUUAAUAGAACAAAUGUGAAAACUAUCAUAUUAUACAUGAUCACUGCAACAUUUGACACCUCUUCCACAACAAUAGAAUGGGCUAUGUCACAACUUUUGAGACACCCAUGUGAGAUGAAGAGACUUCAACAAGAGCUACAACGUGUGGUUGGAAUGAACAGACACGUGGAAGAAAAUGACUUGGAAAAGUUAUCUUAUUUGAACAUGGUGGUGAAGGAAACACUAAGGUUACACCUAGUUGGACCUUUGCUAGCACCUCACGAGUGUAGAGAAGAUGUUACUGUUGAUGGUUAUUUCAUAAAGAAAAAAACAAGGGUUAUAACAAAUGUUUGGGCUAUAGGACGAGAUCCUAAAGUUUGGGAAAAGGCCGAGAAUUUUUAUCCUACAAGGUUUGAGAAUAGCAACAUAGACGUUCGUGGAAUGGAUUUUCGAAUUUUACCAUUUGAGUCAGGUCGAAGAGGGUGUCCCGGGAUUCAUUUGGGUUUAACCAUGGUUAGUCUUGUUUUGGCUGAAUUGGUUCACUGUUUUGAUUGGGUGCUUCCAUUGGACAUGUCUUGUGAUGAGUUAGACAUGGAAGAGAUAUUUGGACUCACCACUCCAAGAAAGAAGCAUUUGUUAAUUAAACCAGUUUAUCGACUAGUUAUUUAGGUUAAGAAAUGACACUAAUGGAAAGCAAUGUCAUAUGGAUAUAUUUAUCGUUGAUUUCAAUUCCAAUU
Molecule: messenger RNA, 1389 nt
Organism: Vigna unguiculata (cowpea)
Lineage: Eukaryota; Viridiplantae; Streptophyta; Magnoliopsida; Fabales; Fabaceae
Product: cytochrome P450 CYP736A12-like
Molecular function (GO): monooxygenase activity; oxidoreductase activity, acting on paired donors, with incorporation or reduction of molecular oxygen; iron ion binding
Source: RefSeq, a predicted model, not a curated record